GCCGUCCUUGCAAUUGGACUCUGGCUUCGGUUUGAUUCACAGACCAAGAAUAUCUUUGAUUUGGAACACAAUGAUACAACUUUCUAUACAGGGGUUUACAUUCUGAUCGGAGCCGGCGCCCUCAUCAUGCUGGUGGGCUUUCUGGGGUGCUGUGGGGCGAUCCAGGAAUCCCAGUGCAUGCUUGGAUUGUUUUUUACCUUCCUUUUCUUGAUCUUUGCUCUUGAAGUAGCUGCUGCUAUCUGGGGGUUUGCAAACAAGUCAAAGAUAAUUGAAGAAGUACAGAAUUUUUAUAAAUCCAUGUACGACAAAAGAAAGGAAGCAAGUGUUAGGGAUGCUCUGAAAACCUUUCAACUUGCGAUGAACUGCUGUGGCACUUCAGGAUUCAUAGAGCCUGAAUACCGGGACACAUGUCCUGAUAACCCAAAGCCGUGCCCUUCAGCUGUGGAGGAAUUCUUCAAAAACAAGUUGAACAUAGUGGGGGCUGUUGGCAUCGGAGUUGCUGUGGUGAUGAUUUUUGGUAUGAUUUUCAGCAUGAUUCUUUGCUCUGCUAUCAGAAGAAAUCGAGAAAUGGUUUGA
Ailuropoda melanoleuca (giant panda) is the source of this 576-nucleotide messenger RNA. Its product is annotated as CD9 antigen-like. The transcript has a single exon. The record is from RefSeq and is a predicted model, not a curated record. Gene Ontology annotation, cellular component: plasma membrane. Lineage: Eukaryota; Metazoa; Chordata; Mammalia; Carnivora; Ursidae. The annotation marks the transcript as partial.